AUGCAAGCCCCUCAUCGGAAUCCGCCGCUGCAGCAAAAAAGAGAGACCAGGAGGACCGAGAACACAGCGCUUUCGGAGGAAGAAAUGAUCCAGACCUCCAAAACUUUGAUCCGUCGAGGUUUUGAUCGAGUAAAAGAAACGGAGAAACGCGGGUCCAGUUUUGAUCGAGUAACGGCUGAUAAGGCGAUGCCCGGACCGCUGGCAGCAUCGGAGGUGCCCGAUGCUCUUAUUCGGGGUGGAUUUGCUAUGAACCGACUCCAACCAACCACCGUUAUCCGCCUCUCAGAAAAUUUGUGCGGUGAGCCAUGGUUCACGUUGACCCGCUCAACAACAUGGCAAUAA
Penicillium odoratum is the source of this 342-nucleotide messenger RNA. RefSeq lists its product as uncharacterized. The transcript has 2 exons. The record is from RefSeq and is a predicted model, not a curated record. Lineage: Eukaryota; Fungi; Ascomycota; Eurotiomycetes; Eurotiales; Aspergillaceae. The coding region runs from base 1 to 342 and encodes 113 amino acids.